Gloeophyllum trabeum ATCC 11539 is the source of this 2338-nucleotide messenger RNA. RefSeq lists its product as uncharacterized. Bases 11 to 2338 code for a protein of 775 amino acids. The record is from RefSeq and is a predicted model, not a curated record. The transcript has 5 exons. Gene Ontology annotation, molecular function: protein binding. Gene Ontology annotation, biological process: maturation of SSU-rRNA from tricistronic rRNA transcript (SSU-rRNA, 5.8S rRNA, LSU-rRNA). Gene Ontology annotation, cellular component: 90S preribosome; nucleus; nucleolus. Lineage: Eukaryota; Fungi; Basidiomycota; Agaricomycetes; Gloeophyllales; Gloeophyllaceae.
CGUUUCUACUAUGGUCGCCCUGCCAGACCCCAGCUCGGUCAAAGUCUACACGGUAAAUGGUGCCUCUUCAAGCACAUCCUCUUCCCUGCCCGACUGGCUUACUCGUAAAAGACAAGCAAAGGGAAAAGGCAAACGGGCGGUUAAAGAGCAAGUCGAAGGUACCAUCGAGCUAAUUCAGCACUUUGAGUUCCCGGAAGCCAGUAACAAAGUGAAGACCACGAGAGACGGGCACCAUGCGAUCGCUACGGGGACGUACAAGCCGCACAUGAAAGUGUGGGACCUCGACGAGCUCGCGCUCAAGUUCGAGAGACACUCAGACUGCGAGAACGUUGACUUUGUUAUCCUCUCUGACGACUGGACAAAAACCCUGCACCUCCAAGCAGACCGCUCCGUCGAGCUGCACACACAAUCCGGCUUCCACUACCGCACGCGCAUCCCGCGCUUCGGGCGCGCAGUGCAGUACCACUUCCCCUCCUGCGACGCCCUCUUCGGCGCCGCCGGCAACGAGGUCUACCGCCUCAACCUCGACCAGGGGCGCUUCCUCAACCCGCUCGUGCUCCAAGGAACAGAUGGCAGCGGUACGGGUGUGGAGGGCGUCAACGCGAUCGACAUUAAUCCCGCGCACCAGCUCUUCGGGUUCGGCGUGGAGGGCAACGGCACGGUCGAGUUCUGGGACCCGCGUUCGCGUUCGCGCGUCGGCCUCUUGCAUCUCCCACACAGUCGGUUGGCGCCUACGUACGCCGCGCCGAAGUUGCCUGGCAUCGACGACGCGUCGUCGACGCCGCCACUGUCAGUUACGUCGAUAUCGUCCCGGUCGGACGGGCUGUCGUACGCCGUGGGUACCUCGACAGGCCAUACUCUUCUCUACGAUAUCCGGAGCGCGCGCGCCUUCGCGAUCAAAGACCAAGGCUACGGCCUGCCGGUGAAGAACGUGAGCUGGGUUGAGGGCGGGUCGCGCAUGGCCGGCGACGGGCUGGUCGUCAGCGCUGACAAGAAAGUCAUCAAGAUAUGGGAUCGGAAUCAGCCAACGAGCAACUUCGCAUCCAUCACGCCCGCGACGGACAUCAACGAUGUGCACCAUAUCCCAGGGAGCGGGCUGCUCAUGCUCGCAAAUGAAGGUAUCAAGAUGACGACGUACUACAUCCCGCAGCUGGGUCCCGCGCCGCGGUGGUGCAGCUUCCUCGAGAACAUCACCGAGGAGCUCGAGGACCAGACGACCCGCACCGUAUAUGAGGACUACAAGUUCGUCGAGAAGAGUGAGCUCGAAAGCCUGGGCCUGUCCCACCUCAUCGGCACCGCCGCGCUCAAGCCGUACAUGCACGGCUACUUCCUCUCGCUCAAGCUGUACGACGCCGCGCGCGUCAUCGCGAACCCCUUCGCGUACGCGGAGCACCGCGAGCGCGCCGUGCGCGAGAAGAUGGAGAAGAUGGCCGAGACGCGCAUCCGCGCGCGCAAGGACGGCCAGGCGGCUGGUGUCAAGGUGAACAAGAAGCUCGCGGAGCGCGUCAUGCGUGAAGAGGAGAGGGCUAAGCGGCGCGAGGAGCGGAAGAAGAAGGCUGUGGAGAAGGCAGAGAAGAUGGAGGUGGAUGAGGGAGCGGAGGAGAAGGAGGAGGCGGGAAGGCCGACGCUGCUCAGUGACCCGCGGUUCAAGGACCUGUUCGAGAAUCCCGAAUUCGAGGUGGACGAGGAUAGCCGCGAGUUCGCGCUCUCGAACCCGGUCGCGGCUAUGCGCCGGCGGAUGGAAGCCGAGAGAGGAGGGAAGGAGAGUAAGAGCGGCAGGAUAAAGACUGCUGUGGAGGAGGAAGAGGAGGAGAGCGAUAAGGGCUCGUCGGACGAGAGUGAGAGCAGAAGUGACGAGGACAGCGAGGACAGCGACAAGGACGACCUUCGGACGCAUUCACAAGUCUCGCGCCACGCCGACCAACCACGAUUCAGCAGCGCCAACCAGCGCAAGAAAAAUCCUAACGUGCGUAUGGUUCCCAUGCGCGCGCAAACAGACGGACGGCGCGGGCCAGAUAAGGACGCGUCCUUUGGCCAACGGCGCUCUGGCUCCGGGCCUUCGUCGCGGGAAGGCAAAUCACGGGCUGAGGAUGACGGCAUGUACGUGAACCGCGCGGCGGACGGUGGGAUGGAGAUGAGCUGGGUCCCAGGCUCUUCCGGCGCGAAGGAGCGGUCAGAACGGAAGAAGAGUGCGGGCAAGAAAGAUGCAUUUGGUUAUGGCAUGGAGAGGGGUGGGGAAGAGAGGGAGGUCGAUAUGACGGAGAGCGAGAGGAGCGGGAGGAAGCACAGACGACAGGGUAUGCGGAGUGGGAGUAAAAAUACCUUCAGGAGGAUGUAG